AUGAUGCUCGAUACGACGACGGAGGAGCGGCGGGCGGCGCGGCGCCGGCGGCGCGAGCGCCUCGCGUCGCAGGACCGCGACGUUAAUGUGAGGGGCAUCGUCGCCGCCGGCGUCGCGGCGAUGGCAUUACUAGGAUUGAGCCACCACCUCCUGCUGCCCGAUACCGCCGACGCGGGGAGCCACCACUUGCGACGACCGAUGGAGCAGGAGGCGCCGUUCCCGCGGCUCACGCGGAAGCAGCGCGACGCCUUCGGCCACCACGUCUUCGUGGACCACACGCAUGGGCUGGUGCUCUGCGCCAUCCCCAAGGUUGGUUCUACUGAAUUAGCACGAUUGAUUCUACGAAUGGGCAACUCGAGCCACUGGCGGCGCGACCCGCAGCGGUCGGCGCUCGCGGUGGCGGAUCGUGAUAAGCAUCUCGUCUCGAAGCUGAGCCUGCAGAAGGCCCAAGCACUUGUGGAUGAUCGGCGCUACACGUGGGCCGUCUUCUUCCGGGAUCCCGCGCAGCGGCUGCUGUCGGCCUACCGCAACCGCAUCCUCGGCAGAGGAGAAAACGUCACAUUUGGGGAAUUCGUCUCACGCAUCCGUUUAGACAGAAAAGCGGACCCGCACUGGCGGCCGCAGCGGUACCUGUGCAACAACGAGAUGUUGUUGGAGCGCUAUGAUUUUGUAGGGCAGUUUACACGAAUCCAGGCCGACGCGCGGCGCCUGCUCGAGUCGCUGGGCGCCUGGGACCGCUACGGCGAGAAGGGCUGGGGCGCCCACAAGUCGCGGGCCUCGAUCUUCGCGGGCGCGCAACUCCGCGCGAAGGCCGCCUCCGAGGCCUUCUCGAUGCAUUACACGCCCUCUCUCUUGACCCGCGUGCGGAAGAUGUACGCGAUGGACUACGCCCUGCUCCGCAAGGUCGACGCGAUGGAGUAA
This is a messenger RNA of Pelagomonas calceolata, 921 nucleotides long. NCBI's taxonomy places the organism in Eukaryota, Pelagophyceae, Pelagomonadales, Pelagomonadaceae. The record is from the annotation of a GenBank genome assembly.